GACACAGCUGCAGCUGGAGGAGGUCGGCGGAGAGGACGUUUUCUCCCCUGAAAGCCGCACAUUGAGCAGGGAAACUCUCCAUCUGCAGCCUGGCUGACUCAGUUCUGGACGCAGAAACUGUUACAGGACAGAAACCGUUCCCGUCCAGGAAGGACCGUUUCCUAUUUAUUUAUACUGUUUUUACUUUUUCAGAGUCGUGGCCGUGGAUCAGUAGUGGGGAAACAUGAUAAACUGACUGAUUGCUGCCAGCCGCUGAUCUUCAGUUAAAAUGAGUCUUUUCUGGUUCAGUUUGGUGCUGGUUUAUCUUGGUGAGUCCGUCCACACACAGCUGGAAGGAAAGUGUCCAUCCCGGUGUGAUGUGAGUACAUGCCCGAGCCCCAGCUGCCCCAGCGGCUACGUCCCAGACCGCUGCAACUGCUGUCUGGUGUGCGCCCAGGGAGAGGGGGACCCGUGCGGGGGCGGAGACGACCUGCCGUGCGGGGACGGACUGGAAUGCAAACACACAGCCGGGAAGCGGCUCUCCAAGGCCUCCUGUCGUUGCAGGUUCAACCACAGGGUCUGUGGCAGUGACGGGAAGACGUACGGUAACGUGUGCCAGCUGAAGGCCACCAGCAGGAAGGGUCUGCAGCAGGGACUUCCAGGCAUCACCCAAGUCCAGAAGGGACCCUGUGAGACCAGCACAGGUCCUUCUCCUGCCUCCAGUCCUCGUUACAAGUUCAACUUCAUUGCUGACGUAGUGGAGAAAAUUGCUCCUGCUGUGGUCCACAUCGAGCUCUUCCUCAGACAUCCUCUUCUUGAUCGCAACAUCCCUCUGUCCAGUGGAUCGGGAUUUGUAAUGUCAGACAAUGGACUGAUUGUCACCAAUGCCCAUGUAGUGUCCAGUACCACCCCUGUGACAGGCCAACAACAUUUAAAGGUCCAGAUGCAUAAUGGUGACGUAUAUGAAGCCAGCAUCAGAGACAUCGACAAAAAGUCAGACAUUGCCACAAUAAAGAUCAAUCCACAGACCAAGCUGCCUGUACUGUUCCUGGGUCACAGCGCAGACCUAAGGCCAGGGGAGUUUGUGGUUGCCAUCGGGAGCCCCUUUGCCCUCCAGAAUACUGUCACUACUGGGAUCAUCAGCACUGCUCAGAGGGAUGGGAAGGAGCUGGGCCUCCAGGACUCCGACAUGGAUUACAUCCAGACAGACACCAUUAUCAACUAUGGGAACUCAGGAGGACCUCUGGUUAAUUUGGAUGGAGAGGUGAUCGGAAUCAACACUCUGAAAGUUGCAGCGGGAAUCUCGUUUGCCAUUCCAUCUGACAGGAUCACCCGAUUUCUCAAUGACUCGAUUGACAAACACAGCAAAGAUAUAAGGUCAAUGAAGAAGCGGUUUAUUGGAAUCAGGAUGUUGACCAUCACACCAGCGUUAAUUGAAGAGCUAAGACAACAGAACCCAGACUUCCCUAAUGUCACCACUGGAAUUUAUGUCCAUGAGGUUGUUCCUCACUCUCCUGCACAGAAAGGUGGCAUCAGAGAUGGUGACAUAAUUGUGAAACUGAAUGGCAGACCCCUGAUGUCCACGGCCGACUUGCAGGGAGCCCUUCAGGAAGAGACGGCCCUUCUGCUGGAGAUCAGGAGGGACAAUGAUGACUUGCUCUUUAACAUUGAACCAGACAUUAUAAUGCAGUAGACAUCAGAAGCACAGCUUCUAUGUAGAGUUUGACUAAUGAGUCAGCAGAAUCUAUGCACCAUAAGUGCUCAGAUCUAAUACUCUGCUGACUUACUGUUAACCUGGUUGUGCCAGAGAAGAGCACUUGACACAUUCUGCAAAGAUGUUGACCUUUUACAGCUGUGAUUUCCAACUGCUCAAACCAGAGGUGUUGGAACAGAUGAUUACAUGUACACUUUACAGAGCUGCAUAAACCCAAACCACUUAAAUGUCAAAUAAAUACUUGAAUUUUUAAGUAAAAUGAGUCAUGCAACUUCAAUUCCAAAAAAGUCUGGAAAAUAUUAGCUAAUUUUGAAUCUGACGGCAGCAACGCUCUGUGGUUUGUGCACAUGUCUAUAUCUGAGUAAAGAUACUCAACCAACUCAAUGCAGCUGAUCUAGAACCAGAAACUGAGUGUGUUUCCUCAAACUCUUAGUUUUUUUCAUUCAACCUUACCUCAGUAGAUUUUACUGGAAUAUCAGCUGUUGAGGCGAGUUGCUGCGGAAAUGGAGGAUGUGAAAUGUUUCCGUGGUGAUGAGCAGUGAUGUUGUCUUUAACAGGCAGUAGUCUGAAUGUUGGAGUUGAUCUUUCACAACUGAAAAUAACUUUUCCUGGCUAUUACUUUUUUUUUUUUUUUACAAAUGUUUAAUUAAAAUUCUGAUAUAAAAA
Messenger RNA from Melanotaenia boesemani (Boeseman's rainbowfish), 2359 nucleotides. RefSeq names its product HtrA serine peptidase 3b (gene htra3b). The transcript has 10 exons. The record is from RefSeq and is a predicted model, not a curated record. Lineage: Eukaryota; Metazoa; Chordata; Actinopteri; Atheriniformes; Melanotaeniidae. Gene Ontology annotation, molecular function: protein binding; serine-type endopeptidase activity. Gene Ontology annotation, cellular component: extracellular region. The coding region runs from base 269 to 1672 and encodes 467 amino acids. Gene Ontology annotation, biological process: proteolysis.